Triplophysa dalaica is the source of this 5266-nucleotide messenger RNA. Its product is annotated as collectin-12-like. The record is from RefSeq and is a predicted model, not a curated record. The coding region runs from base 342 to 2537 and encodes 731 amino acids. Lineage: Eukaryota; Metazoa; Chordata; Actinopteri; Cypriniformes; Nemacheilidae. The transcript is spliced from 10 exons.
CAGGGCCUUUUUCAUAGACCCGUCAGCAUUGUUUCUGUUUCUUCUUUCUCUCUCAACAGAAGGAGACGUCUGAUGGAGAAAGUAAGUGGUCAGAGAGACUUGGAACUUCCUCUUCUGUUCGACAUUUUUGUGGUUUUUUGACCGAAUCCCAGUGCAUGUGGACGGAGGAGAAACGCCAACAAAGUCACAGCGGCUGGUGUGACGGGAAACCAUUCGCUUUUUUGUUUACAUUACAACUUCCAUCAUUAUAUUUCACCUGGACAUUUUGCUUUGAAAACUAAAUUUGUAGAAAUACUAAAUGCAGAUAAUAUAUCUUUGAAGGGCCAAGACGUGUCAUCAAAAUGAAAGAUGAGUUUGUUGAUGACGAUGAUGUUCAGUCAUUUGGAUACAAGAGGUUUGGUAUUCAGGAGGCCAGUCAGUGUAGUAAAUGUAAGAGCAGAUGGGUUCUGAAGAGCGCUGUUAUUCUGCUGUACGUGUUGUGUUUGCUGCUCAUCAUCGCUGUAGCUGUGCUGGGUUACAAAGUGGUCCAGAAGGUGGAUGAUGUCACUGAAGGAAUGAAAAGAUAUGGAGGGAAGAUCAUUUCAGUGGAGGCAGAUUUAAAAAAUCUCAAUGAUGAGACAGGUGUGAAGACUGAGAAAACAUCAUCUGACCUUAAGACGUUUCGCUCUGGGUUGUCAGCGUUACGUCACACGCUAGCUGAAGUCACGCAGCACGUCAGCACCAAUGCAGCGGCCCUGCAACAGCUGCAGUCUUCCUCACGAGAUGUGCAUGUGUCACAAGGCCAGCUGCGUUCCCAGCUGAAUGCUCAAACGUCCGUCACAUGCUCUGUGAACACCACGCUAUUCUCAUUCGCAACCUUAACGUCUGCGCUGCAGCAAAACACUUCACACCUGCAGCACGAAGUGCAAGAAAACGUCAAUGCACAACGCACGUUGCAGUUCUUGAUAGACCGCAUCAAUCUCAUUCACACACGACAGGACAGAGUUACAUCAGCGCUGCAGCGAACGCUGGAGACGGCUGGCCAAAGCACGCAGAAGGUACGCGUAGAUGCGCAGUCGCUGAUACGUGACACGCAACUGGUCCGAAGCGACGCAGACUGGCUACGGGAGAAGAUUAAAAGUCUGAAGAAAGCAGAAGGCAACGCUUCAGCACAGAUUCAGAGCUCCAGCGAUGGACUUGAGGCGUUGAACGCUCAACUGACAACCAUAUCCACACAGAUUCUGAAUAUCAGCACGCUCAGUGAUGUCAACGCGGCGAACCUGCAUGCGUUACUGGACCAGCAGCUUGACUUUGGGAACCAAACAAGCGCACGCAUCGACAAGCUAGAACAGAGACUGGACGUGGUGGAUGAAGAAGUGGACAAGGUGACGGGGAACAUCAGCUACUCAACACAGCUGCUCGGGGGGGUCAACAGGAAGCUGAGCGAAUUGAAGGGUUGCUCAGACACUCUCGGACGACAUUCUGAUCUUCUGGUGGGUUUGAAUGUGAGCCUGGUCGAAGCGAGGACAGAUGUCUCCACACUGAGGUCGAAACAAGAUGACCUCUCCGCUCGACUUGACACGGAGGUCACCAGCCUGUCAAUCAUUACAGAAGAAAUGAAACUGAUUGACAGCAAACACUCUCAGCUUAUCAAAAACUUUACAGUGUUACAGGGUCCUCCAGGUCCAAGGGGUCCAAGUGGUGAAAAAGGAUCAUCGGGAGAUGCGGGUCCUCACGGCUCAAAGGGUGAGAGGGGUGAUACAGGUGAGACGGGUGUAAAUGGACCUCGAGGAGAGAAGGGAGCAGAUGGAUCUCCUGGAUUCCCAGGAUUUAAAGGUCUGACGGGACCUCGCGGAAGCUCCGGGCCAAAAGGUCCGCGAGGGUCCGGAGGCCGUGCAGGACCCCCAGGAACCAAGGGAGAGCAAGGCUCGCCGGGGCUGCCAGGUAGAGACGGUCAACAGGGGCCUCCUGGUCUUCAGGGACCAGAAGGAAUUCGUGGACCAGUGGGAGAGCCUGGAUCCAUGGGCCGGCCUGGGCUGAUGGGACCAGCAGGACCACCAGGGUUACCAGGACUCCCGGGCAAAAUGUUACCAGUCCCGUUACCACCGCUUCAGCAGAGACAGACCACUGAGGUUUAUUCUCAGGCAGAUUCGUCUGGUUGUCCUCCCGGUUGGUUGGGGUUCAGAUACAGCUGCUAUUUCUUCUACGUUGAGCCGCUCAGCUUUGACAACGCUCAGAAAUUUUGCAGCAAUAUGUCUUCCUCUAUGGUCAUAAUUGGUGAUGUUGAGGAACAGCGAUGGCUGCACUUGCACACUGUGGGUCGAGGAUAUUUUUGGGUGGGACUUACAGACAGACAGGAGGAGAACGUUUGGAGAUGGGUGGAUGGAUCCGUGCCUGUCUUCACUAACUGGAGGUCCGGUCAGCCUGAUAACUGGGGUCAUGGACAUGAGGAGGGUGAAGACUGUGCUGGAAUGAUUCACGGCGCUCUGUGGAAUGAUUUUUACUGCGAUGAUUUGCACAGCCUCAUCUGUGAGACGACAAAAGACGAACCCGUGUGAAAACUUGCGGAUGUUGCAGCAUUAAAUACACAGAUGUAAUGAUGGACAGACCCCGAGUACAACGGUCACGCCCGUCUGAUCAUGUGUGAGAGAGAGAGGUUACAAACUCUGAAGAACAAGACUUCUGUCACCGUCAUGUCACCCUCGACUGCUGUGACUGUUUCUUUUAUUGAAAAGUGAUGUUGCUCUUUCAUCUCAGUUGUGUUUCAUUUACGCAUCAACUUAGCCUCAGAUGUUUCUCCAAGAAGAGUUUAAUGGUAACCUAGUGUAUAGAGACAUGUUUGGCUUAAUACGUUGUAAUAACCUUAUACUACUAGCUUUUCAUUAGAAACACGUCAAAUAUGUUCAAUUCUUUAAAAAAAACUAAAUGCAAUACUCAUUUAACCUGAGGAGACUCUUUUUCGAUGACGUAAAAUGGUUGCACGCACAGCUCAAUAGCACACCCAAACUAAACACAGACACAAUAAUCAGUUCUUCAGUAAAUAUAAGGUGCUGUAUGAUAAAUAUUAUAUAUAUAAAAAAAGAAAUUAAUGAUGCUAUUUGGUGUAUUUUCCUACAUUUUAAUAUUGUUGGUCAGAAACAAUACAAACAUACAUAUUAAAGGGGUCAUUUGACGUGGCUAAAACAAAUAUUAUUGUGUGCUUUUGAUGUAAUACAAUGUCUAUACAGGAUUUAAGGUUAAAAAACGCAUUAUUUUCCACAUACUAUGCAUGUUUUUAUCUCCUCCUUGCUCCUCGUGGCUCUGAAAAGCGAGGUGUGCUGUGAUUGGCCAGUUCACUAUUGCGUAGUGAUUUGUCGAAUACUGCACGGAAAUGUAACGCCUCCAUAUUUUGAACAUCAGGUUCCUCUUCAAUUGUACUGACAGGUACACCACCUUACUUGUGUAUACAUUUGGACGGUCUUAGUCAAAUCGUGGUGUUACAAACCGACGUAGAUUCACUGGGGUGUGAUUACACGAGGCCUUCAGGCAGGUCGAAUUUAUUAUAUACACAAUGUUUUUAAUCAAUAUAAAAUGCAUUUUAUCCAGAUUUUUACUUUUUUACGCUGAUUUAUCAACAUCUGUAGCCUAACAUUAUUGUCUUAUCUCACUCCGUCAUUAGCAUUAACAUUCACGUGUGCUCUAAUACAGAAUUACCAAUCCGCAAGCAUCUUAUUAUUAUGUUGAUCAGUAUAUUCUCAAAAUGUAUAAAGUAUGUGGUCGAUUAUGGUGGAUAAGAAUAACUUUAUGAAUACUGUGACAGUUACACAAAGUCAAUGGCAUUGUUAAUAUAUUAAGCCACACAUCUCUCUAUACCCAAGGUUCCUUUUGAAACAAUAAUACAAAGAGAAUCAAAUGAGAGUAUAAUUGUUGAAACACAUGCAGAGAAUGGAGGUGUAAAUGAAUGAAGAUCGUUGAGGUAAAGUAAUCUGGAUUUGAAUACAUGUGAUGAGAAACCUUUGAGUUAAUAUUGAGAUCUUUAUUGGGUCUCGUUAACUAACAAUUGCGUAGAAUUUUCAUAUUUAAACGGACAUUUGAACUUUUCACAAAAACUCUCCACACAUAAAUCUGCUCAUGACCUCGUCCUAAUGUUAUUGAAUUUGUAGUAUUCAUUUAAGCAACAUUUAAAGCUUGAGGUUAAGGCAGUUCUGGAAAAUAAUGGCGACCACACAAAAUAUUGACACUUUGGGCCCAAUUUGGACAUUUUCACUUAAGUUACUGAGUUUUAUUGCCAGUGCUUGAGACAUUAUUGGCUGUGUGUUGAGUUAUUUUGAGGGGACAGUAAAUUUACACUGUUAUACAAGAUGUUCAGUCACUACUUUACGUUGUAGCAAAGUGUAGUUUCUUCAGUGUUGUCGAACGAAAGGAUAUUAUAAAAUAUUUUGAAAAAUGUGAGGCCAAUGAGUUCUGAUAGUCAUACUUGACGAAUCUGAGCUCCGUUUGAUACAUUAUUAAGAUCUCUUUUCUUUUUCUCAGGAGAAAUAUCUGAGACACAUGUGAGACUUAAGCAAGUUUCCAUUUGAAUUUCUCUUUUUAAUCUCAUUGACCUUUAGGAGAAAUAUUGAGAUCUUACUUGUGUCUCACUUUCUUUCCUAUCCUUUUUUUUCUUAUCUUACAUCAUAUGAUGCUUCGUGUGAAUGUAAUUGUUUUCUUGAUAAUGACAUUUCCCAGGUUUCGGUUUAGUAAAGUCGCUCAACUAAGUGAAACAUUCAGUUCAAACUAAUGUUUGAUUGAUGAACUGGAUGUUGUAGCUUCUCACGUAAAUUAGAAAUUUUCUUAAAUAUGAUUUCAGAAGAUUUUGAACAUGUGUCCAGGGUCAUCAUCAACAUUUGCUGCUCAGUCCUUGAGAAGAAACAAAGUCACACAGUUUAGGAAUGACAUAGGAGUGAGUAAACAAUAUUGACAUCUUUUUUUGGGUUGAAAUAUUUCUGUAUGACCACUACUAUAGGUUUGAAGAGAACAAAACUAUAUGUUAAAGCUUCGUGAAGCUGCUAUUCCAUAAUCUAAGCAAAUACACCUUCUGAAUGACUUAACCAGAUAAAUAAACCAAAGACAUUUAAACCUUUCAAUAGCUCCGUAUACAGGGAAAAUAAAGCUAGCUAAAAAUUAUAGUUUUCUAUUUUUGUAUUUUAAUGGUUCUUAUUUUGAUACGAUUGUAGUCAAUGUGUUUUUUUAUUGUAUGAAUUAAGCUGGGUGUUCUUGUUUUGUAUCAGAAACACACAAAAAAUAAAUCUGAGUUUUAGCCACACUA